Messenger RNA from Xenopus tropicalis (tropical clawed frog), 5336 nucleotides. RefSeq names its product septin 6 (gene septin6). Gene Ontology annotation, molecular function: GTP binding. The transcript is spliced from 11 exons. Gene Ontology annotation, cellular component: septin complex. Bases 324 to 1607 code for a protein of 427 amino acids. Lineage: Eukaryota; Metazoa; Chordata; Amphibia; Anura; Pipidae. The record is from RefSeq and is a predicted model, not a curated record.
CUCUCAUUCCCCCCCACCCCAAUACACAAGCGCCACAGCUUCAUCCACAGCAAGCAAGUGGAAUCCUAAUGACAUUUUCAUUGAGGGGUAGUGCCAUUGAUUGUGUGUAGCGCCCACCCCCUCCAUCUCCUCUCUCACAAACACCCCCAGAGCACAAUGCGGCGAGCGUUAGGGACAGAACAGAGCGCUUAGUCUGUGAUGUAUCGUUCUAGAGCGCACUAGCGAGCGCGGAUCCCCCUUCUCUUUGACUUGGUAUAACCCACAUUGUAACAGUUUCUCUUUGUCGGUCGGUUUCCUGUUCAGUUUUCUUUGAGGGACUGAGUAUGGCGGCUACGGAGAUUGUGCGACAGAUGGGUGAAGGGUGCCGCAACCUUCCUCUUUCGGCCCAUGUGGGAUUUGACAGCUUGCCCGACCAGCUGGUUACCAAAUCAGUUAACCAUGGCUUUUGUUUUAACAUUCUCUGUGUGGGUGAGACUGGCCUUGGUAAAUCUACAUUGAUGGACACCUUGUUUAAUACCAAGUUUGAAAGUGAGCCCAAUUCACAUUCACAACCAGGAGUGCAGCUUAAAUCCAGCACAUAUGAUCUUACAGAGAGUAAUGUACGUCUGAAACUGACAGUUGUUAACUCAAUUGGUUUUGGGGACCAGAUUAACAAAGAAGACAGUUACAAAUCUAUCGUUGAGUUCAUUGAUUCCCAGUUUGAAGCUUACCUACAGGAGGAACUGAAGAUUAAAAGAGUUUUUCAUAACUACCAUGACUCUCGUAUCCAUGCCUGUCUCUAUUUUAUUGCUCCCACCGGUCAUUCUCUGAAGUCUCUUGACCUGGUAACAAUGAAGAAACUGGAUAGCAAGGUUAAUAUAAUACCAAUCAUUGCUAAAUCCGAUGCCAUUUCUAAGAGUGAGCUGACUAAAUUCAAGAUUAAGAUCACAAGUGAGCUGGUUAGCAAUGGAGUACAGAUCUAUCAGUUUCCCACAGAUGAUGAAACAGUCGCUGAAAUAAAUGGAACAAUGAAUGCUCACUUGCCCUUUGCGGUAGUUGGCAGCACAGAGGAAGCAAAAAUAGGAAACAAAAUGAUGAAAGUUCGGCAGUACCCCUGGGGAACUGUUCAAGUUGAAAAUGAAUCUCACUGUGAUUUCAUCAAGUUGAGAGAGAUGCUGAUACGGGUGAACAUGGAGGAUUUACGUGAACAAACACACACACGUCAUUAUGAACUUUACCGAAGAUGCAAAUUGGAGGAAAUGGGCUUUAAAGACACAGACCCAGACAGCAAACCAUUCAGUUUACAGGAGACCUAUGAGGCAAAAAGGAAUGAAUUUCUCGGAGAACUGCAAAAGAAAGAAGAAGAAAUGAGGCAGAUGUUUGUUCAGAGAGUAAAAGAGAAGGAAGCUGAGCUGAAGGAGGCAGAAAAAGAGCUCCAUGAAAAGUUUGACCGCUUAAAAAAGUUACAUCAAGAGGAGAAGAAAAAGCUAGAAGAAAAAAAAAAAAGCCUGGAUGAUGAGGUGAAUGAAUUUAAGAAAAGGAAGACUGCCGCUGAGUUAUUGCAGUCACAAGCACAGCAGGCUGGGGGCUCACAGACCUUGAAAAAGGAGAAAGAGAGAAAGAAUUAAUUCUGCUGCCUGCUGCAUGGGGCUCAUGGUCCGGCUUCUUUUAAUCUGUUUCCCCACCUGUAUGACGAAGAAGAGCACUGUUUGUAGAAGACACAGAGGUCCCUUUUGUUCUUGGAAUGGAAAAGUGAUAAUUAAUAAAGUUUAAAAAAAACCCUACCAAAAUUAAUAAUGUUGAAAGAUGUUCUGUGAUUGCAUGGUAUUAAACCUUGAGAUGUUAGAAAGGGCUUUUCAUUGGAAAGCACACGUAUGGAGAAGACUACAGCAAACUCUGUACCUACAUGUAAAUAUUCAUAUUCCAUCAGUAACAAGGUACCUACAAGUAAUUGACUUGGCCCCUUAUAAUGUUAAAAGGUGUACAUAUACCUAGUACAGAUAAUUACAGAGCUAUGCUUUGGUCAGUUUUUCAGAAAGCCAUUUUAGACUCAUUUCAGGCUAUCCCCACUGUAACCUAUAUAUACUAUAUUAUUUUCUUCACAAAGAUUUUAAGACUUAACAAAUUAAGCACUUCCCUUCCACAGAUCUACAGAAAGCCUGCUAGGGAUUAUUUAAUUUAGAUGCUUUCUGCAUAUUUCUGCAGUGGAGAUCUGUUUGGCAUCCCUUAUUUUAAUCUUAUAAAACAGAGAUGGGAAAAUCUCUAGUUAAUAACUUGCAAGCCAUACCUGCAUUAAUAAAACCCAUGGCCAUUCUGUUGCUGCAUGUUAUAUAUGGAAUUUCCAGCAUGCCUUUUUAUGCAAGAGAUUGUUCUGGACUACUCCUGUACUGUCUUAUUGAACCCACGAUUCACAAAGUCUACAGCCAGUAUGCCUCUUGUCAUUGCAUGUGCUUUUAUGGUUAUGAGUGUGUGGCUCAGAGGGGGUUUUACUUGUUCUAAAUGUUUGCACGUCAGUAGCAGAGUUUCCAAAUUUGAAAAGCACAAAAGGAAAACUUGAGAGGGAUGGGAUGUAGAUGCUUGCCUUUACUUCAUGUACCACCCAAAUGCACUUCAGCCCUAAGACAUGUCUCACUGAAAAACUGAUCUGUGAACUGUUUGGUCAUCUUUGUCAGAAUGGAGAGCAAGUCAUUGCCUUAGGGUGGGGAUCCCUAACCUUUUUGACAUGUGAGCCACAUUCAAAUGUAAAAAGGGCUGAGGAGCAACACAAGCAGGAAACAAGUUCAUGGGGGAUGCCAAAUAAGGGCUGUGAUUUGGAAGCUCAAUGUAGACUGGAAACAUACAGGAGGCUCUGUUUGUCAGUACUUCUGUUUAUUAUGCAAUCAAAACUUGCCUUUAAGCCAGGAAUUUAAAAAGAAGCACCUCCAUUAAUGCCACUGGAAGCAACAUCCAAGGGGUUUGUGAGCAACAUGUUGAUCAUGAGCCACUGGUUGGGGAUCACUGCCUUAGUGGCUCUGCCAGUGGCUUAUUUAGGAAGCUCUGCAAUUGUCAAACAAUUAUUUCAAGUCUGAGAAUGCAAUCUCAUUAUCUGCUCAUGCUAAUUUCAUAAAAGUACAUCCAUGCCUACAGCAUUUACAGUGGGAAAUUAAUUGCCCACAAUAAAUCUGCUACCAUGGGUGUCUAAUCUCCCCAAAAAACCCUAUGCAUCAUUUUGUUUUUCCUCAGUUGCGUCAAGUUGCCUGCAGGAGGAAACUUUGCGCAAUCUUGGCAAAAAUAAGCAAUGUAUGGGGCUUUCCACCGGCGUUUCCUUUUAUUGCCAGUGGAAAGGCUUUUCAGGAAGAUUAGCCUCCCAUUAAUUAUUGCGGGUGACUAAUCUCCCCAUGGGGCAUCGGCAUAACGGGGGGUAGAAGGGCCUUUAUUAGCAGGUCCAGUCUGAGAUUUAAAUAGGCCUAAGCAUUUCAGCUGCACAGAAGUUCCUUCUGGCUCAAUAAAUAUUGACUAUCUAUGGAUUCUUAAAGCAAUCUCUCUGGCAUUUGUUGGAAUCUAAAAUCUGCCAGCCUGGUUAAUUGCAUGGCCAUUCUUCAAGACUUUAAGAGAUAAUGUUGUUUUUGGGGGAAAUUUGAGUUCGUAGUCAAAUAAAAUCUAGCGAAAAACAUGAUUUUCUGUGCUCGUGCUUAACUGGACCCUCAGGAAAAUCCAAAUAUGCAAAGACUUAUGCCAACACCUAUUUCCCUAUGUAAUUUCUAUGUGGUAUAGAAGCCAUUCCUAUUUUGUAGGCAUCUAACUUUAGAUUUAUUUUCUUGGGCCCCCCUAGUGUAAUUACAAGGAAGUUAAUUUAAAGGAGAAUGACCCAACCCUACCCAUUUUCAGUCUGCCCUCUGCACAGACCCGACUGUCUCUACUAAACCCUAUUAUCUGUGCAGGCUCCUUGGUGCUUAUCACUGAGAAGGAGGAUACACAGUGGAGGCCAAUCUCAUCCUGGCAAUCAGUGUGCAUUCUCCUGGUGAGUGUUCUUCUCCAGGAAGCCAGAGCAACAGAUGAAAACAGCCAAACCAUCAGCUCUGACAUGCUGUACUGCUCUGCUGCUCUGCAUUUCUCAAACAGGUAAAGAAGAGGGCAGAUCAAAGGCACACAGUUGAUGCCAUUUUAGAGGGUACAGGUGGGCCUGUGAAGAGAGUGGAUAGAACUGGGAAGGGGGAAGGGUACAUUUUCUACUCACUGGCAUACUACAUGAUUGUAGGCUAGAUUAUUUGAUCAUAGUGGUGUUAUACACAACAAUCUUUGGAGCCCAUAAGCAGGCAGGGAUUUGCAAAAAUACCUUGCAGAGCCACAUUUGGCCCGCAGUCCUCCAGAUGGGCAGACCUGAUAUAGUUGACACUUUGUUCACUUUCUUCUGCAAAUGCAAUUGGUAGAAUGUUUCUUUGACAUUAAAUGACUAGCAAUGACAUAAUUAAAUUAACCAUGAAACAUUAGACAUAAGGAUGAUUCUAGUCAUUUAAGAGUUUGCUUUUGGAACACAUUACUAUGACAUUAUGUAAUGAAUAUGUUAGUUGUGGUUAAAGCUUAUUCAAUGAAAACAUCAGUUUGAAUGGGAAGAUAAAUCUGAAAAGCUGCCAGCUCACAUAUCGUAUCUUUUUAUCCAAUAUCCAGGAAGGUUAUGUGCUUUAGAUGAUGAUGUUACUCACCUAAAGACAAAUUCAACAUUGUUUUCUUGUAUUUCUUGCUUAAUGUUACAUAUAUAUCAUGCAUAGAUAUUAUAUUGUAAUAAAGAGGUAGCUGGGGUCUGCAGGAAAGAAUGUAUUUCACACUGUUUUAUGAAAACCAGCCCAUGCAAUUAUUUGAAUAUUACUGUAUGAAAAGUUUGCAUAUAUACAGCUGUGAGUAUUAAGCCCUUUAAAUGUAGAACAGAUCAUCUUUGCAUCCACACAUCUACUGUCUACACACUACUUGGCUGAAACCAGAUUCAUAAUAUUAGAAAUUGCUUUAUAAGGCACACUGGAUUGAAACCAAAAUUACCUCAUUCUUAGUGGCCACAUGCCUCAUUUAGUUCUAGAGCCACUCUAAUUGCACAUUGAAAAUUAAGGACCUAACACGUAAGUAUAAAUAUUUAGGAAGGUCUCCAAGCAGAUGAAUAGUUUCAUGGGCCUUCCCCAGAAAGAAUAGUUCUAAUUACCUGUUCUAUUCUAACCAGUUGUGCUUCCUUUUCUCUGCAAUGAACCUCUGUUUUUUUCCCUUUAUAUAGAAAUGAAAUGUAAAUGAAAAACUAAAUGCAUAUUUACUUUCUAAACAUAAAGGACCAGCACUAUGUUACUUAAUACAUUUCUGUAAUUUUUUCAAUAAAAAUACCCUGAUUAACCUGA